AAUGGUAACUAAUAUGAAUAUUCUAACCCUAGGGACUUGAUGCUUAUAAAAAGACAAGAGUUUAAAGAAAUGUAGUUAGAAAAGUAACAUCCACAAAUCUUUAUUUGAAAUUAUUAAUCAAAGUAAUUUGAUGAUUCUUAUUUUUUAUUAGUUAUACAAAUUCUUGGCAAGAAGAACAGACUCUAAUUUUAAUUCAACUAUAUUAAGAAGACUUCAAUCUACUAGAACAGCCAGAUAUCCAAUUAGUGUUAGCAGACUUGUAAAAUAAAUUAAUACAGCUAAAGAUAAAACUAGAAUUUUAGUUGUUGUUGGUACUGUCACAGAUGAGUAAUUAUUAAUACUAUAGCAAUCUAAUAGCAUUCGUUUACUUAAUGUUCCUAAGAUCAAUGUUUGUGCUUUAAGAUUUACAGAAACUGCAAGAAAGAGAAUUUUAGCAGCUGGUGGAAAAGUGUUAACAUUUGAUUAAUUAGCAUAAUAAAAUCCAACAGGUAUUGAUGAUAAUUAUGAAUUUUUUAGGAACAGGAACAAUUUUAUUAAGAGGUCCAAGAAUAAGAGAAGCUUUAAAACAUUUUGGAAGAGCAGCUGGUUUACCAGGAUCUCAUGCUAAACCUUAUGUUAGUAAUACAGCUAAAAAGGGUAGAGGUUCUAGGUGAU
Molecule: messenger RNA, 654 nt
Organism: Paramecium pentaurelia
Lineage: Eukaryota; Ciliophora; Oligohymenophorea; Peniculida; Parameciidae
Source: the annotation of a GenBank genome assembly